CGUGGAAACGGGCGCUACUGCUUCCCCGAGCGGAGCCGACGCGCUUCAGCCAAACCCGGCGGAAGAAAAGCGCACACAACCAGAACAACCCCCGAUGGGUCAUCCUCACCGUCAUCUGGACCCUCAAACUGGAUUGUAGCUACGCGCAGGGGGCGCUUUAAAAACUGAGCUACUUUUGUUGUUUUUUUUUCUAAGCGACUUGCCAUUUGGAGAGUUUCUCUCCUCCUCCUCGUCUCUCUGACAACAAACCAAGAAAGAAUCGCGCAGCAAUGACAGCCGUGAUUCCUUCACCAAUAAGUUGCUGAGACUUCACCCUCCGUCGAUCUUGCAUCUGAUUGCCGACGCUUCUAGAAAUAUGCAAAGGAGAUACAGGAUGAAAUUGGUUUUAAUAGCAGCCUUACUUGGACUGGCCGGAGCUGUGGCCUCUCAGCUCAGCUGUCCGUCGGGCGAGAACACGACCAGCGGAGAAUGCUGCAGGCGGUGUCCACCCGGCGAGGGCGUCGUCACGCCCUGCGGCACCAAACAGACGGAGUGUGCUGCGUGUCUUGACAGUGAAACCUUCUCAGAAAGCUUCAGCCACACAGAGAAAUGUCAGCUUUGUACAAAAUGCACAGGCCUGCUCCGCAUGAACACGCCCUGCACCGACACCAACGACGCCAUUUGCACAUGCAACUAUGGCUACUACCAAAGCAAAAUCACGGAGCGGUGUGAAGCCUGCACCAAAUGUCCCGAAGGCCAGGGCAUGCUGUACAGCUGCGAGUCGGACCACGACACGGUGUGUGAGUCGUGCGACGAUGACACUUUCUCGGACCAGGAUAGUUUCAGGGACCCCUGCAUCCCCUGCACAACUUGUGAUGAGGGAGAUGAGGUGCUGCAGGAGUGCAGUCCUGUCAGCGACACUGUUUGCCAAUCAAACUACCCAACGCAGACAUCCACGCCUUAUACUAGUUUCCCAGGGAUGUUUGAGGAAUACAAUACCCUAGAAAACCUCCCACCAGAGGCACCUAGUCCCAACACCACCACCGCCACUACCAAUGGAGACUCCAAAGAAAGGCUCUACCAGGGCAUUAACGACAAACUCAUCCCCAUCUACUGCUCCAUCCUGGCAGCUGUCGUCGUGGGUCUUGUGGCCUUCAUCAUCUUUAAGAGGUGGAACAGCUGUAAGCAGAACAAGCAAGGAGCGAACAACUGCACGACCAACCCGAACCAGACUCCGUCUCCAGAGGGGGAGAAGCUCCACAGCGACAGCGGCAUUUCUGUGGACAGCCAAAGUCUGCAGGAGCAGCAGGGCCAGACUCAGUCACAAACAGUUGUGACCAUCGACGAAGAACCGUGUCUGCUCCUUCCUCUCCAUACCAGAGAGAAAGUGGAGAAGCUGCUUUUCCAGGACAACGAAGGGAAAAACUGCGACCACAUGCAGGACAGCGACUGGUGCAACCUGGCAGGCCUCCUCGGUUAUGAGGAAGAGCGAAUUGCGACCUUCCAGCAGGAGGAGCAUCCCGUCCGAGCGCUGCUGUCCGACUGGGCGAGGAAGGACUGUGCAAGCGUCGACGCGUUGUGCACAGCGCUCCGCAAGAUCAACCGUGACGACAUCGCGCAAAGUCUGGUACUCAGCCCUAGCGGCACAAAGCCCACUGCUACCUCUGUGGUGUAGCGUCUCUCCGUUCCUGUCCGAAACAACUUAACACCUGGACCUUAACAUUCAAAUAUUCCAAAUACAGCAUCUUAGAUUAUUCCACAUAAUUCCUGCUGCAGCUGCUUGACACUAUAUCUUUAUGAUGCAAGUCAGAGAGAUUAUCCUAGAAACCCAUUAAUCACGUUAUAAAUCAUUCUGAAUCUGAAAUAAAUUAGCAAAAAAAAAGCAAAGUUAGGUUUUCCAAAUUAUUUAAACUGGCAGACAAUGGAAAACUAAAGCAAUUUAAAAAUAGGAAAGACACAUUAUACUUUAAAUUAUGGGGACAACAGGUUUAAAAUCCUCUGACUGAACUCGCCGUGGAGCAGUUGUCUGCUAUGAACACAAACUUUUGUGGAUAACUUCCUCUUAGUUUUUUUCUGCUCCAUUCUUUUUUUAUCUUCGUAUUUUCUGUGGGCCUUCCACUUAUUACAUUGUGUCUUUCUUUUUACGUCUAUGUUACUAAAGAAGCUGAAGUGUUUUUCAGGCCCAACCUGUUCAGCGACAUUAUUUACACGCCCUGUCAGACUUUUUAAAUUUAACUUGACAAGUGGCUUGCGUCUGUAACUACUGUGGCUGUUUCUUCUACUGUAUGAAGAAGUAUCUGGAUCGUCAGCCUGAGGAGGUUCUAAUGAACUCAUUUCAAGUGAACCUGCUUCUUCGCUCCCUUAUUAUUAGUAGUAUUAGAUAAAAGCUCAAAGCAGCAGUGCAUGAGGAUGUUAUCUCCACGUCACUCCAUCUACUUCUGCUGACUCUUGUUUUAUUAAUUCUCCCUGAGGCGCUGUAAAAAGUGCAGCCUGUUGGUAUGUAGGCCUUGGCUUGCUUUUAACCGCUCAAACAUCAUUCCAGUAUCACAGUUUCUCAUCCUUACCCUGAAAUGGUAGAAACUCUGUAAAAAUCCUAUGUACUAUAUUUACAUGACAAACAAGUAGAUACAAAUGUAGAUGUAGUUGACAUACAUUCACACCUACAGUCUGUAGCCCUGCAUGCAUGUACUGUGCUCAACAAACACACAUUUGCAUUCAAAAUUAAUGAUGAUAAAAUGAGAAAGACAUUAUAUUCUGCCACUUAUAUGGCAUGGCGCACUCAACCGAGGGACCAUAUACUGUUUAUUGUUCUUAUUUGUGGCAAUUUGUUCAAUGAUCUCUAAGGUCUUUGGUUGCUUUUGUUGGUAACAGGCAGGAAAUAAUGCUGACUAAAUUAUUGCUCUAUUUUUUAUGAACACAUAGCUGACUCAAGACAUACAGCUGCAGUCUACAAUAUAUUUACAACUUCCUCUGGUUUGACAUUUUGCUCCACACCUAGCAUUUUCACGUGUCUGUUUUACAUUCAAAGUCUAUGUUGAGGCGCGUUGAGGGCGCGUCAAAUUCGCUCUACCCGUUUUUUUCUGUUCCAAUCGCACCGCACUAGAUGCAUGAAACGCGGCGCGACGGGACCUUCAAGCACCUUCACGCACCUCCACGCACCUCCACGUAGACUUUGAAUGUAAAACAGACCCACCUGAUGCGCAAAACACGUUUGGUGUGAACGCACCAUGACUUUAGCAUUUUCCUCUGUUUUGAUAUGAUCCGUUAAUAACUCAGUACACACUUAAGAGGUGCAGCAGCCAAGACAGUCUCUCUUUUAGCCCAUUUCAAACCAUCAGAAACAGUUCUCCCUCCGCCAAAUAAACCCCAAAAAUGUAGAAUCUAGAAUAGAAUUCUCAGGGACGUUAAGUCAAAUCUCAAACGCUCAGCAACUGAAUAAACACGCUCCGAUGUGACAAAAGAUGCCCUUAUUCUCGCAACUGACAAUCCUUAAAGCUGACUAGUUAGACACAGUAACUGGUCAGCAGAAAAGGAAGAAAAAAAAGGAGAGGGGAGUUUCACUUCUUCUUUGUUUGGAACAA
Molecule: messenger RNA, 3560 nt
Organism: Xiphophorus couchianus (Monterrey platyfish)
Lineage: Eukaryota; Metazoa; Chordata; Actinopteri; Cyprinodontiformes; Poeciliidae
Gene: ngfrb
Product: nerve growth factor receptor b
Exons: 6
Coding region: 356-1654 (432 amino acids)
Biological process (GO): Rho protein signal transduction
Cellular component (GO): plasma membrane; cell surface
Molecular function (GO): death receptor activity; coreceptor activity; nerve growth factor binding
Source: RefSeq, a predicted model, not a curated record